Messenger RNA from Notodromas monacha, 1461 nucleotides. The record is from the annotation of a GenBank genome assembly. NCBI's taxonomy places the organism in Eukaryota, Metazoa, Arthropoda, Ostracoda, Podocopida, Cyprididae.
AUGGUGGAAGGUGAGUCCGCUUGCUAUGAAUGUCUGUUCCCGAAAGAAGAACAUGCGAAUGAAAGCCUGCGCUGUGCAGAUUCAGGUGUUUUGGCCACCACGCCGAACGUGAUGGCCAGUCUUCAAGCGCAUCAUGCACUUUUAUACUUGGGUUUAAAUGUCACCGCACUCAAACAACGCCUGUUGCUUUGGGAUGGUCUAAAUGGACUGCGUUCUGUUGCCCGUGUUGGGGAAACAGCAGUCAUUGCAGCACGUGCCGGUAUUAAGUACGCCACUGAAAAACCAAGUAAUGCCAAACUGAUGCGUGAAACCUUCGAGUCUCUGGGUUCAACCUAUAUCAAGUUGGGUCAGUUUAUUGCGAGUACACCUUCACUUUUUCCACGUGAAUAUGUUGAAGAGUUUCAAGGCUGUUUAGACCAAACUCCAUCUUUACCGUUUAGUUAUGUACAGGGGGUUUUGGCGUCUGAGUUUGAAGGCCGAAACCUGUCUGAGAUUUUUGCAUCGAUUGAUGAAACACCUUUAGCUUCAGCGUCUAUUGCCCAAGUCCAUGCUGCAAAGCUAGUGACGGGUGAAGAUGUAGUGAUUAAAGUACAAAAGCCGGGUGUAGAAACAAUUCUAUAUACCGACUUAAAUGUUCUGCACUGGGCAACCAAGGUUUUAGAAAAAGCAGUGCCUAAAGUCAAAUUUGCAUCGCUUGCAGACAUUGUGGAAGAAAUCAAAACCCGCAUGGUUCGUGAAGUCGAUUUUAUUGAAGAAGCCAGUAAUCUGGAUGACUUUGUGAACUAUCUCAAUAUCACACAAAACCAUAAAGCCAUGGCACCGAAGGUCUAUCACCAAUAUUCGACUCGCCGUGUGCUGACCAUGCAACGGUUAUAUGGUGUACCAUUAACCGAUUUUAAUGUGGUGAAACAGCGUUGCAAAGAUCCAUCACAAGUCCUGAUUACUGCCAUGAAUACAUGGUUUGGUAGUCUGAUGAUGUGUAAUAGCUUCCAUGCGGACUUACACGCUGGAAACUUGAUGUUGCUUGAUGAUGGUCGUGUCGGUUUUAUUGACUUUGGAAUUGUGGGCCAGUUGAAACCUGAAGUAUGGACAGCUUGUAUCGCCUUUAUGGAUGCCUUACAAAAAACGGAUUAUGCACUCAUGGCGGAAAACAUGCUGAAAAUGGGCAUGACCGCAGUGCAGAUUGAUACUCAGGUGUUGGCCGCAGAUCUUGAGCGUUUAUUUAGUGGUGUGUUGUUGGCAGAUCCGCAAGAAUUGCUGAGUUCAAACCCAGCAGAUUUGAAUGACAUCAUGAUGGAUAUGGUUGCAGUAGGCGAGCGUCACGGUAUUCGCUUCCCGCGUGAUUUUGCCUUGUUAUUUAAACAGAUGCUGUAUUUCGAUCGUUUCAUGCGCAUCCUUGCACCGUAUACCGACAUCUAUGCUGACCAGCGUUUGCAAAUGGUGCAAACUAUGGAUCCAAAU